AUGUCUGAUACAAGCGCUAAUGAUCAAGAUGAUAGUGAUAUCAGAGCAGCUAUUGCUGCCUCUCUAAGAGACUUCUACGGUUCUGAUUCGCAAACUCGGGGCAGCCAAGGUGGCAUUGUUGAUUUGACUGGCGAUACAGAUGACGAUGAUGUUGUACCCGCGCAACCAAAGUCAAACUCAGUGAUUGGCGUUGAUACAGAUAGUGAAUCGAUUGUUGCUCCCGUUGAGAACCUUGAUGGUGGUGAUGAUGAUGUUGAUAACGACGAUGAUGAAGAUUUGAGGAGAGCAAUCGAGUUAUCGAAGCAAGAUUUCAGACAUGGCCCAGGCUCACCAGAGUCCCCACUGUACAUUUCCGAUCAUGGGCAGGCCUCGAAACCAGUUGCACCUCAACAAACCCACGUCUCGUCGGGCGAGCAAAAUAUACCAGGACCCAUGGGUGUACUUGGCUUGAAUCGAAAGCAGAUGGAACAGGAGCGCCUCGCGCGUCUUGCCAAGAGAAAACCAGAAGAUACCCCAUUGUCUGAUGAGCGCGAGAAGAAGCAAUUGAAAACCCAGGCGUCUGCGAAGGCUCAAAUGAAGGAAGAUCUUGACAAGCUUUCAACUACCAUUGAUUCGUUCAAACCACAAACCACACGUCCAGAGGCUAGCAAGCUAUCUCCUAACAUACCCUCGCCUCAGCCGUCUGUCCAGUUCCCUGCCGGUGUGGUCAAGAAGACCUGGUCAUAUUCUAGUCCGCGCCGUGGUGAUGAUAUCAAAAUCGAAGAAGUCUUUCAAAAAUCGAACUUAGAACUGGCCGUUCUAAGCUCAUUCAUGUGGGAUAUGGAUUGGCUCUUUUCCAAACUUGACACGCGAAACUCUCGGUUCUUGCUAAUAAUGCAGGCCAAGGAUGAUGCAACAAAGCGUCAAUACGAGUCGGAGACAGCAGCCAUGAAAAACCUCAGAUUAUGUUUUCCUCCUAUGGAACCGCAAGUGAACUGCAUGCACUCCAAGUUGAUGCUGCUUUUCCACAAGGAUUAUCUCCGGAUUGUGGUCCCAACCGCCAACUUGACGCCAUUUGAUUGGGGUGAAAAGGGGGGCGUCAUGGAGAAUUCUGCUUUUCUGAUCGAUCUCCCCCUAAGGCUCGAUAAAACUUCCGAGAUCCCCAAGACUGCCUUUUACCAAAAUCUAGUUUAUUUCCUGGAAGCCAGCACGCUGCACGAGAAUGUGAUAUCCAAGCUUGGAAACUAUGAUUUCAGCAAAACUGAGCAUUUUGAAUUUGUUCAUACCAUUGGUGGCGCUCACACAGGAAAUGCAUGGAAACGAACAGGUUAUUGCGGUCUGGGUCGCGCAGUGGCUUCACUCGGCCUGCAGACACCCAAACCAGUUAACAUUGAUUUUGUGACAUCAUCUCUCGGCUCCUUAACAGACGAGUUCCUGAGAUCCUUAUACCUCGCCUCGCAAGGCGACGACGGAUCCACCGAGUUCACCCUCCGCACCGCCAAAUCCUUCCCUGCGAGAAGCCGCACCGACCCGAAUAAGCUGAUCCAGAAGACCACCGGCGAGGAAUCCAAAAGCCGGUUCCGCGUCUACUACCCAUCCCAGGAAGUCGUCAGGAGUUCUCGCGGUGGUCCCCAAAACGCAGGAACCAUCUGCUUCUCGGAGAAAUGGUACGAAGGCGCCAAGUUUCCUCGCCAUGUGCUUCGCGACUGCAAGAGUACGCGUUUCGGGCUGUUGAUGCAUAAUAAGCUCUUAUACGUCCGACCCGAUGAACCGAUUCCACUGAAAAACAACACCCAAUGCCGCGCGUGGGCGUAUGUCGGCAGUGCCAAUCUCUCUGAAAGUGCCUGGGGCCGUCUCGUCCAAGACCGCUCAACCAAGGAACUCAAACUGAACUGCCGCAACUGGGAAUGCGGUGUUCUUGUGCCUGUCAUCGAGCAGAAGAAACCAGACACCAAAGCUGAAUCUACGGACAAGGACGAGGCCGAGUUCGUUGAUCCCGACGAAACGUCCUCCGAGUCCUCGAGUCAGCUGGGUAAGGAAGAUGAAAAGGAACCCGAGCCCGAACCAGUUGACCCCGAGUCAGCUACCGGCUUAGAUGUUUUCAAAGGCACCAUCCCAGUGCCGAUGGAGUUUCCCGGCGAGCGAUACGGAGCGAAUCUCACACCGUGGUAUAAUUCUACCUUUUGA
Aspergillus melleus is the source of this 2166-nucleotide messenger RNA. RefSeq lists its product as uncharacterized. Gene Ontology annotation, biological process: double-strand break repair; single strand break repair. Lineage: Eukaryota; Fungi; Ascomycota; Eurotiomycetes; Eurotiales; Aspergillaceae. Gene Ontology annotation, cellular component: nucleus. The transcript is spliced from 8 exons. The record is from RefSeq and is a predicted model, not a curated record. Gene Ontology annotation, molecular function: 3'-tyrosyl-DNA phosphodiesterase activity; single-stranded DNA binding; double-stranded DNA binding. The coding region runs from base 1 to 2166 and encodes 721 amino acids.